UAGAAUUGUGCGUUAGUCUCUGAAAAAUAGAAUCGAUGAUUUUACUUUUUAAUCAGAGUUAAAAAUUUAACUGUCACUUUAAAAAGUGUAUAAAAAAUUUCAUUGCUCCAAAAACUAUUUAUAUAGGAAUUAAUAUUUUUAUUUAUUAUUAUUGGGAUUAUACGUAUGAAUUUUUAAAUUAUAAGCGAAUACAAAAAAAACCAUAUAUUUUUUCAAAAAAAUAUUGAACAUAUAAUUGAGGAUAUGAAGAGUAAUUUAGGAUUUUCCACAUGUCCCAAUGUUCAGAUAAAAAGAUGGAUGAAUUGAGUGAUAUACAACAAUUUUAUAAGGGAAAAACAAUUUUUAUUACCGGUGGUACGGGACUCAUGGGAAAAGUCCUGGUAGAAAAGUUACUUUAUAGCUGUAGUGAUGUUAAUAAAAUCUAUUUAUUGAUGAGACCAAAAAGGGGCAGAAACGUUGAUAUGCGAAUAAAUGAGAUGUUUAAGUUACCUAUGUUUAAUAGAAUUCGAAAGCAGAAACCAAAUGUCAUAAAGAAUGUAAUACCAUUACAAGGAGAUGUCACACAGGAAAAUCUGGGUCUGAAUGAUGAUCAACUAGCAAUUAUUCAGGAAGAGGUUCAGAUUAUAUUUCACUUUGCGGCUACUCUCAGAUUGGAGGCAAAGCUAAAAGAUUCUAUUGAAAUGAAUACGGUGGGUACCAAAAGGAUAUUGAAAUUAAGCAAAGGAAUCAAGAAUCUCGUGGCUUUUGUUCAUUUGAGCACGGCUUUUUGUCACGUGGAUCAAGAAGAACUUGGAGAACGAGUCUACGAUUCUCCUGAUGAUCCACAAGACGUGAUGCGCCUCAUUCAAUGGCUAGAUGAAAGUGCAAUUGAUCUCAUCACACCCAAGUUAUUGGAGCCCCAUCCGAAUACAUACACGUAUUCGAAGCGUUUGGCAGAAAAACUUGUUGCCGAUGAACAUCCAAAUUUGCCGAUAGCAAUUGCCAGACCGUCAAUUGUAACUCCGGCCUGGUCAGAGCCUAUGCCAGGAUGGGUUGACAAUUUAAAUGGACCUGUUGGAUUACUCGUUGGUGGCGGGAAAGGAGUUAUUCGAUCAAUGCACUGUAAUGCCAAUUAUCACGCGGAAGUAAUUCCCGUCGACUUGGCUAUUAACGCUUUAAUUGGAAUUUCUUUUAAAAUCGCAACUGCCGUAGAAAAAACAAAACACAUACCUGUUUAUAAUAUAACGCAAAGUGGAGUAAUGCCAAUUACUUGGGGUGAGAUUUUGGAAAAAGGAAAAAAAGUCGUGCGCGAAUAUCCAUUUGAGGGUGCAAUUUGGUAUCCAGAUGGAGACAUUCGUAAAAGUAAAUUUAUCCAUAAUCUUUUCGUAUUCUUCUUUCAUCUUAUCCCAGCAUACUUCAUUGACUUCCUGAUGUUGCUAUUUAGACAAAAACGAUUCAUGGUGAGGGUACAAAAACGAAUUUCGGAUGGACUUGAAGUUUUGCAAUACUUUACUACCAGAGAAUGGGUUUUCCAUAAUACAAAUCUUCUCAUACUAUGGGGCGAUAUGAGUCCAAAGGACAAGGAGAUAUUUCCUAUAGAUUUUCUGACAAUAGAUGAAAUGGAAUAUAUAAAACACGUUGUCCUUGGUGCACGACAAUAUUGCAUGAAAGAAAAUUUGUCAUCAUUACCGAGAGCUCGAAUGCAUCAAAAGAUACUUUAUGCAAUUCAUUUGUUUGCCGUCUACUCAUUCUAUUUAGGUAUCCUCUACUACAUGUACAAAUAUUUUGGAGUAGUGAGAAUUUGUCUGGAUUUUGUGACAGAGAAAAUGAAACUCGUCCCAAUUAUUGGACAUCUCGUUAAUAAAAUUCAUUUGUAAGAAAAUGCAAUUAUUUUUUAUAUACGAAUAUUAAAUAUUGUAAUAUAUUAAUAUUAAAAAUUGUAAUUUUUCCAUUCAUA
Messenger RNA from Leptopilina boulardi, 1936 nucleotides. RefSeq names its product putative fatty acyl-CoA reductase CG5065. The record is from RefSeq and is a predicted model, not a curated record. Bases 270 to 1856 code for a protein of 528 amino acids. Lineage: Eukaryota; Metazoa; Arthropoda; Insecta; Hymenoptera; Figitidae. Gene Ontology annotation, cellular component: peroxisome. The transcript has 9 exons. Gene Ontology annotation, molecular function: alcohol-forming very long-chain fatty acyl-CoA reductase (NADP+) activity. Gene Ontology annotation, biological process: long-chain fatty-acyl-CoA metabolic process.